This is a messenger RNA of Chara braunii, 3377 nucleotides long. NCBI's taxonomy places the organism in Eukaryota, Viridiplantae, Streptophyta, Charophyceae, Charales, Characeae. The record is from the annotation of a GenBank genome assembly.
GCCUAGUUCCAGGCCACGGCUAAUGUGAUUUUUUUUGCUGCUUUGUUUUUCGCCGCAGGGCACCGCUGAUUUGCUCCCCUGAAGCUGACCCUCAAACGGAAUGAGAUAUGGAGGCAUCGGCGGUCUGUGUGCGUGCUGGCAGCGCCUGUUGGUCCAGCAGGUCAGCCCCACAUCAUCAUCAUCAUCAUCAUCAUGAGAAUCAUGAGAAUAAGAAUAAUAAUUAUGUCGGCAGUGCUAUAUCUGCAUCCACGUCGGCUUUCCAGAGACAAGUGUCACUUUCUGCCGAGGAUAGAUUGCCAGUCUGUCUGCUGGAGAAGAGGAAGGGGAGAAAAGAUGGCAGGUGUGUGAUGAUGAGGAUGAUGAAGAUGAUGAGAACGAAGAUGAAGAAGAUGACACCAAACACGACCGACGUCGUCGGAUUUGACAGCUACAGAACCAGAUCUGUUUUGGCGGGAAGAACUGAUUUGAGAGCCAGAUCUGUUUUGGCGGGAAAAAUUGAGUUGAGAUCCAGAUCUGUUUUGGCGGGAAGAAUUGAUUUGAGAGCCAGAUCUGUUUUGGCGGGAGAAAUUGAUUUGAGAUCCAGAUCUGGUUUGGCGGGAAGAAUUGAUUUGAGAUCCAGAUCUGUUUUGGCGGGAAGAAUUGAUGCGAGAUCCAGAUCUGUUUUGGCGGGAAUGGAUUGCCGCGGAGAAGCUGUGCAACAACAAGAAGAAGAUCUAAUUACUGCAAGUCAGAGUCGAGAUCAAAGCGAAAAUGGAAAUCAGCAGCAGCAGGAGCAGAUGGACGAUGAGGAUAAGUGGGUGGGGGAGGAGGAGGAGGGGGAGGAGGAGAAGGAGGAGGAGGAGGAGGAGGAUCUGAGACAGCUCGUGCCGGGAAACAGAGAAGAUGGUGUGGCAAAUGUGGACCUUGGUCCUGUAGAGGGUCAAUCUGCGGCGGAUGGGCGACCGAUGAAGAGGAGGAGGGGGAGGAGGAGGUGGGUGCUGCGGAGGUCGGGGGGAAAGGUGAGAGAAGUGAUGAGGAAUCUGGAGGAUAUGGAGGACAUGUCUCAGAUGGAGUCGGUUCUGCAAGAUUGGACGCGACGGAUGAAACCGCGCCGCGCUGAGAUGCUUGCAGUUAUCGAAGACCUAGACAGGAACCGUCUAUCGGAGCACGUGGUGAAGGCACUAGAGUGGGCAAUACGCGAGGAACGGUUCGAAGCAAGCGUACGAGACUACACAAAAUUAAUGGAAAAAUAUGGAAAGAUGAUGCGCUUUUCUGAUGCCGAACGCGUGUUCGGGGAUAUCGAACGUGCAGGCUUGCUGCAUGAUCCUGUGUCUUUCACUGUCCGGAUAACUAAUCUUGGGCGCCAAGGACGAGGCGAAGAGGCAGAGGAGUUGGUUGGUGACAUGCUAUACAGGGGGAUGACUCCUGACAAGAAGACAUGGACGGCUCUGAUAAUCGCGCAAGGGCGGUCGAGAAAUCCGACGAGAGCUGAGGCAGCACUGAGGGCCAUGCUCUCCUCUGGCGAGCGUCCUCAUUUGCCAGCGUAUACCGCGCUGGUCAACGCCUAUGGACGAGCAGUGCGUGCCGAUGAUGCUCAGCGUAUCUUCGAUGAACUCCUGCAGCACAGGUUCCGACCCAGCCGAAAUGCCUUCACAUCUCUGAUUGAAGCGUAUGGCCGUACCGGCGACGCCGACAAAGCGAUUCAAAUGUUCGAACAGAUGUGGGGUACAGCCGUGAGCGAUAGAUUGGGUAUGGAGAUAGGGGAAAUCAUGGAGGUUGACGAGCAUGACGUAGACCUUGUAACUUCAGGAGAGCAUUCUGGUGGUAAUGUCAGCAAGAAGCGUUCGGGUAGCCAAUCCCAACAUGUCCCCAGACACAUUGGUCGGCGACGGAGGGGCCUCGAUUUGAUAGAUGAUGUUGCGAUGGCGACAGUCGUGAGAGCUGCUGGGUUGUCCGGAGCCUGGGAGAAGGCGGCGGAGCUCGUGCGAUCAUUCGAGCGCGCUGACUCGAAAAUAAAGAUGAAAGAGGCAGCACUUGCACAAGGACCUGAAGGAGUUCAACGGCACGUGAAGCGCCAUAUGGAGUCCCCAGGGUCUUUGACGUACACARCGUUGAUCGACGCAUAYRGUCGUGUCGGUCGGUUCGACGACGCCAGACGAGUGUUGGCAGUGAUGGAAAUGGAGGGGAUUCGUUGCGUAGAAAGCACCUACGUGUCCUUGCACAAUUCCUAUGCCCGUGCCGGGCUUGCGGAAGAGGCAGCCAAAGCAAGGGAAGAAAUGGAAGGUCGACGCAUACGGCCCACACUGUAUGGGUAUUUGGAAAUGCUGCGAGGCCUUUGCGAUGCAUCCAUGUACUCUGAAGCACUGGAUCUUUGGACGAAGAUGCAUGCUGAUGGCUGUGUCCCGACGGACGAGCAGUUGCAAGGGCAUGGGUUGACAGGAGAUGCAAAGGUCUUGACCCCUGACGAACUCACGCUGUUGCUUGGAGGGGCGAAAUCAGCAGAAUUGGAAUUGCAAUCGGAAGAAGGUAGCGCCGGCAGGAAAGCUAUGCCUGCCGAGGUUGCAACAAUAGAAUUAGUCAGGUCAGCUGAAUCAGCGAGAGAAUGACAAAGGAAGGGGGUCCAAACCAAAUGGGAAACAAGCAGGGACAAGGUUGAUUGGUGGGACGAAGGCAACCGCGGUAAUGAUUGUGACAGCUAUUGGGAGAAUGCAGGAGGACACGGCAGAGAGGUGACGCUGGGGGCAUAGCACCAAUGGAAGUACGGCAGGUCAGACGAAUCGGCGAGAACGGCAAAGUACAGGGAGGGGUACAGGGAACCUUGUCCCUGUUGCGAUGACGACGCACGUCGAACCCAUCAUGGGCUUUGUCAUCAUCAUCAUCCUCGCCUUCCGUAUCAAUAUAGACUGGACCAUGCGAAUCGUCGCGGCCAUACCUGUUGGUGCCGAGCGAGGAACCUCAGGGGGCGCUUGCAUCGUGACUCGUAGGAUCAACACAGGGAACUGGAACAGACCCACAUGGCCAUCUGCAGAGCAAGAGCAGCUGGGUUGGCUGGCUGCAGGCUGUUCACGUGUCUCGAUUGAACACCGGGUACGAACGGUAUCUCCAAUGGGUUUGAUGGUAAAGAGGCGGCGGUGGUGUAUUGCACUCACUUGGAGAAUGAGGACCCUGACACGCUCGAAGGGUUGAAGGCACUGUCUUUUUGAAGAGGCCCUGAUAAACUGACCGAGCAAUUUGGAUUUUGCGCAUCCCUUUAGCCAGAUCGGCUGAGCUGGUGAAGAAUGAGAUCAACAAGGGCCCCAUAAACGGACCACGGAAGGGCCCAUAUAUAGAGACCAAAAAGGUCCCACAUUGGGACUACCACUGGCCCAUAUUCAGGCCAACAAAAGCCCCUGAUGAGA